This is a messenger RNA of Limulus polyphemus (Atlantic horseshoe crab), 2042 nucleotides long. It is a transcript of the gene Non1, whose product is annotated as nucleolar GTP-binding protein 1-like. Gene Ontology annotation, biological process: ribosomal large subunit biogenesis. The transcript is spliced from 18 exons. The record is from RefSeq and is a predicted model, not a curated record. Lineage: Eukaryota; Metazoa; Arthropoda; Merostomata; Xiphosura; Limulidae. The coding region runs from base 90 to 1988 and encodes 632 amino acids. Gene Ontology annotation, cellular component: nucleolus. Gene Ontology annotation, molecular function: GTPase activity; GTP binding; RNA binding.
AAUUUAUAUACUAAACUGAUGACGAAGGGCACCGCGUGGCCAGAAGAACAUUUUUCGCCAUUUCUGCAGAACGCCGCACGUGUAAGAAGAUGGCGCAUUACAAUUUUAAGAAAAUAGCUGUGAUUCCAACAUCUAAAGACUUCGUUGACAUUAUUUUGUCGAAGACUCAACGAAAAACUCCAACAGUGGUACACAGACACUACAAAGUUAACAGAAUACGGCAGUUUUAUAUGAGAAAGGUUAAAUUCACACAACAGAAUUUUCAUGAUAAACUUUCUCAAAUUUUGACGGAUUUUCCCAAAAUCGAGGAUAUUCAUCCAUUUUUUGCAGACUUGAUGAAUGUGUUGUAUGAUAAAGAUCAUUAUAAGCUUGCACUUGGUCAACUGAACACUGCUAGACAACUUGUAGAUAAUGUUGCACGAGACUAUGUGAGAUUGUUGAAAUAUGGAGAUUCGUUAUAUCGAUGUAAGCAGUUGAAACGAGCAGCAUUGGGAAGAAUGGCCACAAUUAUGAAACGACAAAACCAGUCUCUUCAGUAUUUGGAACAAGUGCGCCAACACAUUUCAAGAUUACCAUCCAUAGAUCCAAAUACCAGAACACUUCUAAUUUGUGGAUUCCCUAAUGUAGGAAAGUCCAGUUUCAUCAAUAAGAUUACAAGAGCAGAUGUGGAUGUGCAACCUUAUGCUUUUACAACGAAAUCUUUGUAUAUUGGGCACACAGACUAUCAGUAUCUCAGAUGGCAGGUAAUCGACACUCCUGGAAUAUUAGAUCAUCCAUUAGAAGAUCGAAACACCAUUGAGAUGCAAGCCAUCACAGCUUUAGCUCAUCUUAGAGCAUGCGUUCUCUACAUAUUAGAUGCAUCAGAACAGUGUGGACACACUUUGGAAGAACAGGUCCAGUUGUUCCACAAUAUAAAGCCGUUGUUUGCCAACAAGCCUAUUAUUGUUGUGAACAACAAGGCUGAUGUUCUGAGACUAGAAGAAUUACAAGAUCAUCAAAAGAAAAUACUAGAUUUUGAAAAGGAACAGGUGCGUGUGAUGGAGAUGAGUACAGUAACGGGAGAAGGGGUGAUUGAACUUCGGAAUGAAGCUUGCGAAAGUCUUUUGGCUCAUCGCGUAGAACAUAAAAUGAAAGGAAAGAAAGUUACAGGCAUAUUGAACAGGUUGCAUGUGUCUGUGCCUAAAUCAAGAGAUCAUAUAGAGAGGCCACCGUUUAUCCCAGAGGCUGCCUUAACUCGUAAGAAGAUGAUGAUGGAUGUGGAUGACAAACCCAAAAAGAAAUCAGAACGAGAGAUAGAGUUGGAACUGGGUGAUGAGUAUAUACUUGACUUGAAAAAAAAUUAUGAUUUACCAGAUGAACAGAAAUAUGAUAUACUCCCAGAACUAUGGCAAGGACACAAUGUCUGUGAUUAUAUUGAUCCAGAGAUUUUGAAGAAAUUAGAGGAAUUAGAAAAAGAAGAGGAGUUGAGAACAGCUGCUGGAUUUUAUGAUGUUUCUGAAAGUGAAGAUGAUGAAGAAAUGAAAGAAGUUAGAGAAAUGGCAAAAAAGAUUCGAGAAAAGAAGGGGAUCCUCAGGAUUGAGUCCCAGCUAAAGAAAAGUAGUACUAAACCCAAACUUCCAAGAACUGCUAAAAAAAGAGAGAGAAGCGUCAGCCGUUUGAAGAGUCAGAUGGAGAGCCUUGGUGUUGACCUUGAAAACAAGGAGGCACACUACAUUGAAGCAUCAGAAUCAAGAAGACAAACUCGUGGUGUGAAAAGGAAACGAGUAGACAGUGAAGGCACAGUCCGAAGUAGUUCAAAACUCCCACGUGAUAGGUCUGGAGUCAAAGAUGUCAAGAUGCAGAAGAAGGUGAAAUUUUUGGCCAAAAAGUCCCAGAGGAAGAUGAACUUAAAUGCACGAAAGGGUGAGGCAGAUCGCAAGAUUUCAACAUUACAGCCAAAACACUUGUUGACAGGAACGAGGGGUGUAGGGAAGACUACUCGUCGCUAGUUAAAUACUCUUGUUACUUGUACAGAAAUGUGAAUAAAUUAGAAAUGUAAAUUA